GUGUGAUAUGGCAUUCAGAGCUAGGUGCCGAGUUUGUGACUGAAACAGAAGCGGGCAGUGAGACUAGUGCUGCUGUAAGUGUAACCUCAAAGACAGCUAGGGAAAGAUCCGGUGGGGAGCUACGGCUGCACACCACGUAAAAUCAUGGGCCACAGUGUUGGACUGGGAUCAUAAAGGCUUUGUAAACACACAAUUGCUAACACUGCAGCAAGUGACAUGGCCACAGCUUCCCCAAGAUGUGACAGCAGUAAUAACCACAAUGGGAGAUCACAGCUGUAUGCAACUGUUUCCUGUGCCAAAUUUAAAAGGAAAAAGAACUGGUUUGGAACUGCGAUCUAUGUUGAAGUAGCAGCUGACGGAGAAGCCAAGAAAACUGCAAAAUCCAGCAGUUCUUCUCAUCCAAAGUGGGAAGAACGUCUUACAGUGAAUGUAACGCCACACACCGUAUUGGAGUUCAAAGUAUGGAGCCAUCACACUUUAAAAGCAGAUGCUUUACUAGGAAAAGCCACUCUAGAUAUAAGCCAGGCCCUGGAAUUGCACAAUAGAAAAUUGGAGAAUGUAAAAGAAGUAUUAAAACUCACUUUAGAAAACAAGAACGGGAUUGUACAAACAGGGGAGUUGACUGUUGUACUUGAUGGCUUGACUGUUGAUCAGGAAUCACUACCUAAUGGCACUGCACCAGCAACCAUAAUAAUGUUCUGUUCCCUAGAAGUUCAGCAGAAUGGUGAUGCUAUUCAUGAAAACAGAGGUGAAUCUUCUACAGGGGCUAGAACAAGAUCCACUAGCGGUGCUUCCAACGGAAUCGAGUGUCAAGCAGCAUCCACAUCUUCAGGGCAGAGUGAGUCGAGUACUCCUCUUGUAAAUGGGGACGGCACACCAUCUCCCUCUCAUGUCGCUGCCAGACCUAAUGCAACACUGUCUCCAAAACCACCCAAUAACCAUAGUACUGAUGAUCCCACCAGUGACCCUCAAUUGAAGGACCACUUAGAGGAACCCCUCACUCUCAAGGAAAUAGCACAGGCUGCCACAGCAUUGCAUCGUGUAAACGGAGAGCCCUCACCCUUGACAUCUACCACAGAAGCUGUUGAGUCCACCAGUGGUGCUUCUACAGAGUCUCCUGAAACUGCCAUCCCCGGUCUUUCCACAAGUACUGCUGCAAUGUCUGUAUCCACUGUGCCAACUGCAAGUGUGUCAGAAGGCUCCCCGGCUGUGGCAAGCAGUAGUGCUUCCCCUUCAAGUACAACAACUACAACCAGUGGAGUGGCAUCAUCCACAGAUUCCACGGUCAGCACAGCAGUGGAUGGGGCAAAACCCAGACAGCAGCAGCAGCAGCCGCCUAACAACUCCAGCACUGAGCCGCUGCCGUCUGGGUGGGAGCAGAGGAAAGAUCUGCAUGGUAGGACCUAUUAUGUUGAUCACAACACCAGGACAACCACGUGGGAGAGACCGCAGCCAUUACCACCAGGCUGGGAAAGACGCGUUGAUGAUCGAGGCAGGAUUUACUAUGUGGAUCACAACACCAGAACGACCACUUGGCAACGACCCACAAUGGAGUCUGUGAGGAAUUUUGAACAAUGGCAAUCGCAGCGCAGUCAGCUACAGGGAGCUAUGCAGCAGUUUAACCAGCGAUACCUCUAUUCGGCUUCAAUGUUGUCAGCAGAAAAUGACCCACUUGGACCUUUGCCACCUGGAUGGGAAAGACGAGUAGAUUCCAACGACAGAGUAUACUUUGUGAACCACAACACAAAAACCACACAGUGGGAAGAUCCACGUACACAAGGCUUACAAAAUGAAGAUCCCCUUCCUGAAGGCUGGGAAAUCAGAUACACAAGAGAGGGUGUCCGAUACUUUGUGGAUCACAACACAAGAACCACGACUUUCAGUGAUCCGCGCACUGGCAAGUCAACAGUUACAAAAGGCCCACAGAUUGCAUAUGAGCGUAGCUUUAGAUGGAAGCUAGCUCAUUUCCGGUAUCUAUGCCAGUCGAAUGCACUUCCCAGCCAUGUCAAGAUCACUGUAUCCCGACAGACAUUGUUUGAGGAUUCUUUCCAGCAAAUCAUGGCUUUAAAACCAUAUGACCUGCGGAGAAGACUGUAUGUAAUAUUCCGAGGAGAGGAAGGGUUAGACUAUGGUGGGCUAGCAAGAGAAUGGUUCUUUCUGCUUUCCCACGAAGUGUUAAACCCCAUGUACUGUCUAUUUGAGUAUGCUGGCAAAAGCAACUACUGUCUGCAGAUCAAUCCAGCCUCCACCAUCAACCCAGAUCACCUCUCCUAUUUCUGUUUCAUUGGGCGCUUCAUUGCUAUGGCUCUCUUUCAUGGCAAAUUUAUAGACACUGGGUUUUCACUACCAUUCUAUAAGCGCAUGUUAAACAAGAAGCUUACAAUCAAGGAUUUGGAGUCUAUUGAUCCAGAAUUCUACAACUCCCUAAUCUGGAUAAGGGAUAACAACAUUGAAGAGUGUGGUUUGGAAAUGUACUUUUCAGUCGACAUGGAAAUUCUAGGAAAAGUUACCUCACAUGAUUUGAAGCUGGAUGGUACUAACCUGUUAGUAACUGAAGAAAACAAGGAAGAAUACAUAGGCCUGAUGGCAGAAUGGAGGUUUUCUCGGGGAGUGGGAGAACAAACCAAAGCUUUUCUUGAUGGCUUUAAUGAAGUUGUUCCUCUUCAAUGGCUCCAGUACUUUGAUGAAAAGGAGCUGGAGGUUAUGCUGUGUGGCAUGCAGGAAGUUGACCUCCAGGACUGGCAAAGGAACACAGUGUACCGCCAUUACACAAGAAACAGCAAGCAGAUUAUUUGGUUCUGGCAGUUUGUGAAAGAGAUGGACAAUGAGGUCCGUCUCCGGUUAAUGCAGUUUGUUACCGGAACGUGCAGAUUACCACUUGGAGGCUUUGCUGAGCUGAUGGGGAGCAAUGGUCCUCAAAAAUUUUGCAUUGAAAAGGUUGGUAAAGAAACAUGGCUACCAAGAAGUCAUACAUGUUUUAACCGAUUGGAUCUGCCACCAUACAAAAGCUAUGAACAGCUGAAAGAAAAACUCUUGUUUGCCAUUGAAGAAACUGAGGGAUUCGGACAGGAAUAAAUGGAGCACUUUGCCUUGUCUACAAAAAUGGAUCUCAUAAGAGCAAAACUUCUCUCCUAAUAUAACCAGCCAAGUAAAAAUUGCACAGAUACCUAUUGGUGUACAUAAGCUAUUUCUUGUUUAAAAGCAUUUGGUUUCUGAAACUACAGAGCAAAUGCAGUACAUUCUUCCACAUAAAUAUGCAAUAGAGGGAGACGUAUUACCUUUGGCUGGUUUUGGAAGCAGAGAAAUGUUUUUUAGAUUAAAUACAUAAAGCUCUAGUUUUAUAGAGCUUCAUAAAGACAUAUGGUAGGCAAUUUGAUAGGCCAAGCCUAAGUUGUUGCCCUUGAUGCACACUUCUAGAAAACUGUGGGUGCUCCCCGUUUCCACUGAUGCAACGUCACCUCAAACCGAGGUUAUUUCUUGCAUGUCUUUAAACUAUUUAAGGCUAAAGCCAAACUGUGUCUUUUGAGUAUCUAAAAAAAAUAUAUGCUGCUGGCUUUUCUGAGACGAGAAUGAGCAAACCCCUUGACAAGAAAAUGUUUGAAGUUUUCACAAGUAGUUGCAGUUAUCAGUCAUUCCUUGUUACAUCAAACAACCACAGUAACAGGGUAAUCGUCUAACUGCAGUAUACAAUAGUAGUGAUGUUGUGGAAUGAAUUCCAGGCACCUUACACCAAAGCCACUAAACCCACAAAAAGCUUGGGCAAGUAUCAGUGGUUUUUGCCAGCUCAGAAUGGACUUCUGUUUGAAAGAAGACAUUGUUACAAGAGCUAAACUGAGGGGGCAAUACUGCUCAACUUAACAGUUCCAGUGUAGGACCAUCUGAUUUGCAACUUGGGAUGUUUGCAGAUGUUCAUGGCCUCCACUAUCUGUCUGUUUAUCCACUUCUUAAACAGCUGAUUGUAUUCACUCAUGAGACACCGGACAAAAAGAGUUCCAUGAUUUAAAAGAUCGCAAGGGCAAAACAUGUAUUUACAGCAAAGUGUUUCAACUGCUUAUUAAAACUGCGAUUCUAAAACAGUUGAAUACUAAUGUAACCAUUUUAAUUGUUGUGUACAGAUGAACUACUAAUGAAGUUCAGUUGGUAAAAAAGCCUGUGGAGGUCGAUUUAAUGACAUCAUUUUAAACCUUUAUUGAAGUCAUUGCCAUGUUUAAAAUGCUCUUCCCCAUUCUGGCUGCUGCAUUAGCACUUAUCUUGGUCCUCUUCCACCAGUGUGAGGCUGGCUGAUAUGUCAUUGCUGGAGCUUAACAUUGUGAUGCAAGAAAUAGUGGUUAAAUCGAUUAGUUAAGCGCUUGAGGUUCUGAUUUCUACCAAUAAACUGCAAACAAAAGGACAAAUGUGAACAACUUCUCACUGUGUGCUCUAUCCAACUAUUACCUCUUUGUGGCUUUUCUUUUUUUUUUCUUUAGUGAGUCUACCGGGAAUUCAAAGCCCAAUUUGAGUAACUAGUAAUAUGCUUUGCACAUUAUAUGGAAUAGUGUGUAAUUACUAUUUGUAUGACAAUAUUUAGCUGCAUCAUGGUAAUUACAUUGAUUUUCAUUUCAUUUCUGAAUCUGCUUUAUACUUGUAGAUACUCCCCAAGUUUGUUCUUUAUAACAUGCAAGUGUUCUAUAUGUAAUUUCAAAUAUAUGUACAAAAAAUAAAUACAUAUUUGUAAUUUACACUAGUGUUGACGGGAUUUACAGUACUUCUAAAACAGUAAUGUGAAUCAAAUUGCAAAUACUACUUUUAGAAAAUUGUUCUUCCUCACAAAUAGCAUAUUUUAAUUGUAAAAUGUACUGUUUAUAGCAAUUGAAUAUACAGUGUAUAAUUCCAUUACAUUUUAUUAAGUUUUCUAAACCCAUGGCAUUGAUCUUUUUGGAGUUGUUAUAUUUUAUUCCCAUAAUUGAUAAAUACUUUAACAUAUCAAGUGUAGUCAACACUGUUUAAUAUAUAUAUAUAUAUAUAUAUAUAUAUAUAUAUAUAUAUAUAUAUAUAUAUAUAUAUAUAUAUAUAUAUAUAUACACACACAUAAAAUACACAAAUGUACAGAAAAUGUGAUUGUUUUUACCUGAUUUCUCAUCUUAAUAAUUGGGUUGUCACUAAUUCUUCCACUUGCAGUAAAAUGUAGUUUUGGGUUACAAAUUCUACCUUUUGCUUAGGAUUUUUUUUCUCCCUCCGGUUACAACUUGCCUGUGGAGUUACUAUUCAAUAAAUGUACCUGACCAUCUUUUGAACUUUGUUUUUCAUAUGACCUUGAUGCAAGUGAUUACUACUUUUGAAAUGCUGAGAUUGCUGCAAGUUCCAAUUUCACCAGCUCUGCUUUUUUUUUUUUUUU
Messenger RNA from Acipenser ruthenus (sterlet), 5374 nucleotides. Its product is annotated as NEDD4-like E3 ubiquitin-protein ligase WWP1. Gene Ontology annotation, molecular function: protein binding; ubiquitin protein ligase activity. The transcript is spliced from 26 exons. Gene Ontology annotation, biological process: ubiquitin-dependent protein catabolic process. The coding region runs from base 217 to 3075 and encodes 952 amino acids. The record is from RefSeq and is a predicted model, not a curated record. Lineage: Eukaryota; Metazoa; Chordata; Actinopteri; Acipenseriformes; Acipenseridae.